CAUGGAAGUGACUAUGAUGCUGAGAAUACAUUUCGUCCUUGCAAGGAUGUGAAGCAAAAACCCCUGCAUGAGUGGCGAGUAUUCGACUCACCGAUCGCAGGGAUUCCGUGCAGGGCACCAAUCGCCAACGGUCAGCGUUACUGGAAUGAUCAAGAAGACUGCGCCAUGCAGAUCGGAACGUCCAUGGACAACAUGAGGCAGAUGGUACCUGCUAAACGAGUCGCUCUAGAUAAGCCAUCAAAAGGUUGCAAGCCUCCUGAUGUAGUCAAAUCAUUGCCGGACCGCCUUCGUAGGAAAAUCCUGGAGAUCUGGGAGGAGCGCGAUCCGGAAGGGGACUGUUUCCAGCAGCAACGACGAACACGGUUGGCGGCGUGCAGAACAUGGCGUAUAGAUUUCAAACCUGAUCAUUGUUCGAGUCUAGUUGUGGAGGUAAUAUUUGCAUUAAGCAUGAACAUGGUGCAGCUUCGACGUCUAUGGGCCGGCUACAAGAAAGGAGAGCCGUGUUCACGG
Ostertagia ostertagi is the source of this 510-nucleotide messenger RNA. NCBI's taxonomy places the organism in Eukaryota, Metazoa, Nematoda, Chromadorea, Rhabditida, Trichostrongylidae. The record is from the annotation of a GenBank genome assembly.